Molecule: messenger RNA, 2145 nt
Organism: Fonsecaea multimorphosa CBS 102226
Lineage: Eukaryota; Fungi; Ascomycota; Eurotiomycetes; Chaetothyriales; Herpotrichiellaceae
Exons: 1
Coding region: 1-2145 (714 amino acids)
Biological process (GO): protein targeting to vacuole; protein transport to vacuole involved in ubiquitin-dependent protein catabolic process via the multivesicular body sorting pathway
Cellular component (GO): ESCRT-0 complex
Molecular function (GO): ubiquitin binding; metal ion binding; phosphatidylinositol-3-phosphate binding
Source: RefSeq, a predicted model, not a curated record
AUGGCCGGGUGGUUCUCGUCAGGCACGUCUGUGCUCGAUGAGCAAAUCGAAAAAGCUACCUCUUCUAGCUUGGAGGAUAUUGCAACCUCCCUCGAGAUCACGGACCUCAUUCGAUCAAAGACAGUGCAGCCUAAAGAGGCCAUGCGAUCGUUGAAGAGGCGGAUAGGCAACAAGAAUCCCAAUGUCCAACUCUCGGCUCUGAAGCUCACAGACACUUGCGUCAAGAAUGGCGGCUCCCAUUUCCUCACCGAGAUUGCUUCCCGUGAAUUCAUGGACAAUCUGGUCUCGUUACUCAAAGCCUACGGAGCCGCCGCCGUCAAUGAAGAGGUCAAACAGAAGAUCUUGGAGCUGAUCCAGAGCUGGGCUAGUGCUACUCAGGGAAGAUACGAUUUGUCAUAUAUCAAUCAGGUAUACCAGAGCUUGCAGACGGAAGGCUUCAAGUUUCCUCCCAAAGUUGAGAUCUCCAGCACCAUGCUCGACAGCAGUGCCCCGCCCGAGUGGACAGACAGCGACGUCUGCAUGCGGUGCAGGACCUCAUUCACCCUGACAAAUAGGAAACACCAUUGCAGGAAUUGUGGCAAUGUCUUUGACCAACAGUGCUCAUCAAAGUCGAUUCCACUCCCGCAUCUGGGCAUUAUGCAGCCAGUGCGGGUCGACGACGGCUGUUACGACAAGUUGACCAAAAAGUCGGGUGGUGGCUCUGAUCGCCGUGUCUCCUUCGCACCCAAACCGAGCUCGAUGCAACCCCGAAGUGCCCGGAUAGAGAACAAUAGCAGCUUUGACGAGGACUUGAAAAGAGCGUUGGAAAUGAGUCUAGAAGAAGCCAAGGGAAUUUCAAGCUCGGGUUAUGUUCCGCAGUCGCAGCCAAAGCAAGAGCCGCCAAAGACAAAUGCUGUGUCGAACGAGGAAGAAGACGACCCAGAUCUGAAAGCCGCUAUAGCACUGUCUUUGAAGGAGGCCGAAGAACAAGCCAAGAAGCAUGCUGCUUCUCUCAAGAAAACCACCACCGAUGGAGCAACCUCUGCUCAGCCUUUUGUCAUGCCAAAGAACGAUUACGAGUUGUCCGUCAUGGAGUCCGAGAAUAUCAAUCUGUUUGCCACUUUGGUCGACCGCUUACAGCACCAACCACCGGGCACAAUUCUGCGCGAGCCGCAGAUUCAAGAGCUCUACGAGAGCAUUGGAAAGCUUCGACCGAAGUUGGCGCGGACACUCGGUGAAACAAUGUCAAAAAAUGAUGUGCUACUCGAUCUGCAUGCAAAACUAUCUACGGUCGUGCGGUACUACGAUCGAAUGCUUGAAGAGCGGUUAAACAAUACUUAUAACCAGAGGAAUCCAGGAUAUGCAGCCUACGGAAUGCCUUCCCCUGCGGCGCCUCAGGGCAUGUAUCCCUCAAUAUCAUCGGGCCCCCCUCCGUCGAUGAAUGCUGGUGCUGGUGGCGCGGAGAAUUACUAUUUCAACAAUGCACCAGUCGAGACUUAUGCUCCACCUGCUCAACCCACGCCGGUUCCUCAGCCUCAGCGUUCAUAUUCAUAUUCGAGCCAGAAACAAGAUACUCCUGCCUCGCCUUAUCAGUAUCCAUCUCAGUUGCCACCACAACAGCAUCAACCUAUGCCGCAACCUGCACAAUUCAAUCAGCCACCUUCGCCGCAGAUGUACCAACAUCAACCCGCACCGCAACAACCGUACCCAUCUCAAUCCUCUCAACCUCCAUCCAUGUAUCCUCAGAUGCCUCCCCCAGAUCCUCAGCAGACUCCCACGCCCUACGCCCAAAUGCCGCCAAUGCCACAUGAAGCGCCCACUCCCCAGACCCAGCCCCAGUAUCACCAACCCCCGCCUCAGCAAGCGGUACAACAAUCUUACCAACAACGACAACCACCCCCUCCGGAGCAGGCACAGGCUCCACCGCAAGGCUACUCACAACAGCAAUCACAGCAGCAGCAAUUUGCUCCGCAAUAUCAGCAACCUCAGCAGCAGCAACCGCCCCCUGUGCAACAACAACCCCCAAUGUCCACAGGUGGAUCCUAUGGAACAACCUAUCCCACCUAUACGCAGGACCAAUUUCCUUCUGCGCCGCAACAUAUGCCGGCCGCACAUCCUGCACAGCAGCAGCCAGUGGCCGUGGAAGAAAGUUUGAUUGAGCUGUGA